Sebastes umbrosus (honeycomb rockfish) is the source of this 7002-nucleotide messenger RNA. RefSeq names its product GLI family zinc finger 2a (gene gli2a). Gene Ontology annotation, molecular function: RNA polymerase II cis-regulatory region sequence-specific DNA binding; DNA-binding transcription factor activity, RNA polymerase II-specific. The transcript is spliced from 15 exons. Gene Ontology annotation, biological process: regulation of transcription by RNA polymerase II; smoothened signaling pathway. Bases 696 to 5312 code for a protein of 1538 amino acids. The record is from RefSeq and is a predicted model, not a curated record. NCBI's taxonomy places the organism in Eukaryota, Metazoa, Chordata, Actinopteri, Perciformes, Sebastidae. Gene Ontology annotation, cellular component: nucleus.
UCGAACAAUAAAUGAAACUUUAUCUAACUUUUUUCCCUCCGUCUUGCAACUGCUGGAUAGAGUUAGCCCGGCCCAUCUGGUGCAGCAAAUGGCCCAACUCACCAGGGAGCACGGGGAGUGAGAGAGGGGGGUUGUGGGGGGUUCGGAUUGAAAACAGAUCAGCAGCCUGAAGAUCUCAACACCACCGCAUGUCUCUGCAACAACUGUCGAGUGAAACCCCCGCUUUUAGUUCCAAACUUUUACGCAGCAGACUUUACGCACGAGAGAGAGAAAAACAAAUCUGUUUUACGCAUCAUGUUAGUUUGCUGAAAAGCGCGCAAAGCAGCACUCCACACGCUAUAGAGCGCAACCUCUCUGGAGAAGAUGGAUUGUAAGAAAAAGUUCGACUCGACUUGACUCUCUCUCCGGGACUAGAGGAGCUUUGGUAAUGCUGGUAGUGCGAACUUUGAGCGUCUCCAAACUUUUUUGUUUUUUCGGUUCAUGGAGUUUCGCGUAAAGUCCGGAGAGGCUUGUUUGCGCGUUUUGCGUUCAAUGGUGGUGCCAGCUCAGUCCUCCUAGUUUACGGGAAUCAGACUCCAGGCAAAGUUUUCCUCGGGACAAAAAAAAAAAAAGAGUGAGCGGAAGAGAGAGAGCCUCGGCUUUGGGAGUGAAAAAGAGACGGCAGCGGAAGGUUGUGACGGAACUUAAAGAGCAGCAUGGAGACUUCAGCUCCAACAGCCACUGAGAAGAAGGAGUGUAAGGGUUCAGGUCUGGAUGGAAGCAGCUUCUCAGAAAUCCCAAAGAAGCCCUCGCCCACCACUCUGACCAGAGGUACCCACCACCUCUUCCCCACGUUUCAUACGCCCAUCCCGAUCGACAUGAGACACCAUGAGGGGCGAUACCAUUAUGAGCCACACCCACUCCACGCCAUGCAUGGGAAUCAACAUGGGAGUGGACAAAUAUGCGGCUUUAUGCAAAUACCUCCAGGACUGACGGGCAGUCCGGUAAUCUCAGAUAUCUCCCUGAUCCGUCUAUCUCCCCACGGGGCGCCCGGGUCGGGUGAGUCACCGUUCAGCCAUCCACAUCCUUACGUCAGCCCCCACAUGGAGCACUACCUGCGCUCGGUACACGGCAGCCCCACCCUCUCCAUGAUCUCAGCAGCCCGAGGACUGAGCCCGGCUGAAGUGACCCACGAACACCUGAAGGAACGCGCCCUGUUCAGUCUCCCCCCUCCUCCGCCGGGGGCCAACCCCACAGAGUACUACCACCUGAUGGCCAGUGCGAGCCAGCGGAGCCCCUACGGUGACCUGCUGAUGCAGAGCAGCGCAGCAGCAGCGGCGGCGGCGGCGGCAGCAGCAGCGGCGGCAGCAGCUCAUCUACCAGAUUACAUCAGCCCCGUGGAUGUAUCACGUUUCUCCAGUCCACGGCUGACACCCCGACUGAGCAGGAAGAGGGCGCUGUCUAUCUCCCCGCUGUCAGACGCCAGCAUUGACCUGCAGACCAUGAUCCGCACCUCACCCAACUCCCUGGUGGCCUACAUCAACAACUCCCGCUCAAGCUCGGCCGCCAGCAGCUCCUACGGCCACCUUUCAGUCGGAGGGAUCAGCCCCUCGUUCAGCUUCCCUCAUCCCAUCAACCCUGUGGCGUACCAGCAGCUGUUGUCCCAGCAGAGGAGUCUCAACGCCUUCGGCCACACACCUCCUCUCAUUCAACAGUCGCCGUCCUCCUUCUCUGCUCGCCAACACCCCCUCACUGUCUCACCGAUGUCCACCUCCCACAACAGCUCCAACCAUGAAACAAACCAGAAUGCCAGUGGAGACCCUGCAGUGAGUAGCACAGUCAACCCAUUGACCACCAAGAGGUCAAAGGUUAAGACGGAAGCAGAAGGUCCGCUGCCCAUUUCACCAUCUUCUCAGGACCACUGUGGGGGGAUCUUGGACCUGAGUGAGGAUCUGGAUAAAGACGAGUGCAAACAGGAGCCAGAGGCCGUAUACGAGACCAACUGCCACUGGGAGGGCUGCACCAAGGAGUACGACACCCAGGAACAACUCGUCCACCACAUCAACAACGACCACAUCCACGGCGAGAAGAAGGAGUUUGUGUGUCGCUGGGAGGAGUGUUCACGGGAGCAGAAGCCCUUCAAGGCUCAGUACAUGCUGGUGGUCCACAUGAGGCGUCACACAGGGGAGAAGCCGCAUAAAUGCACAUUCGAGGGCUGCGCAAAAGCUUACUCCCGCCUGGAGAACCUCAAGACCCACCUCAGGUCCCACACCGGGGAGAAGCCCUAUGUGUGUGAACAUGAAGGCUGCAACAAGGCCUUCUCCAACGCCUCUGACCGGGCAAAGCACCAGAACCGCACACACUCUAACGAGAAACCAUACGUGUGUAAGAUCCCGGGCUGUACCAAGCGCUACACGGACCCCAGCUCUCUCAGGAAGCAUGUCAAGACGGUCCACGGACCCGAAGCCCACGUCACCAAGAAACAAAGAAACGACGUACCUCCGAGACUGCAGCCACCCAAAGGCAACGGGGAGAACGAGGCGAAUUCCAAGCUCGGCGCGAGAGGCGUGGACGGCAAGAUUGAGGCCAACAGCACCUCCAGAGGAGUGGAAGACUGCCUACAAGUCAAAUCUAUCAAGACCGAGAACUCUAUGACGUAUCAGUCCAGUCCUGGUGGCCACUCGUCAUGUAGCAGUGAGCCGUCGCCUCUCAGCAGCGCCAACAACAACGACAGUGGAGUAGAGAUGGCCUUGCACAGCGGGGGCAGCUUCGGGGACCUCAGCGCGCAGGAUGACUGCCCCAUGGUUGACUCCACUGUUCCCGCUGGGGGACAGCAGGCUGGGGUGGGGCUUCAGUUGAGGAAAGCUGUGGGACAUGGUGGCGGGGUCACCAUCAAGCUGGAGAACAUCAAGAAGGAAAGGCUGAAGUCAGUGAGGGACUCCUGCCAUUGGGGCAAUUCUGCCCCACAACCGCCGCAGGGCCAACGCAUCAACAUGAAGCUGCCUCCCAUACCUGCAGUCGGUUCCUUGCUGGAGAACUCCAACAUGAUGAACAACUUAAGCGGUUCAUACCCUGGCCAACACAUGGGUGACCUGUCAUGUGAAGUAACGCUGCUGAACCAGCUGAACGAGCGCCGCGACAGCACCACCAGCACCCUCAGCUCAGCUUACACUAUGAGUCGGCGCUCCUCCGGUAUUUCACCCUGCUAUUCCAGCCGCCGCUCCAGUGAGGCGUCCCAGUUUGGUGGGAACCGCCACAAUAACAUCAGUUCGGCUGACUCCUAUGACCCAAUCUCCACCGAUCUGUCUCGCCGCUCCAGCGAGGCCAGCCAGUGUGGAGGUGGCGGUGGCGGCGGAGGAGGUCUCCCAAGCAUCCUUAGUCUGACGCCGGCUCAACAUUAUCGACUUAAGGCAAAAUACGCUGCUGCCAUUGGUGGAGCUCCACCGACUCCUCUCCCCAACAUGGAUCGAAUGAGCCUGCGGACCCGCAUGGCGCUCUACAGUGACUCCCAGGAAGGCUCGUCGCACCCGUUCCAUCAGCCACCCUCUGGAGCGGUGCCUCGGCGAUGUAGUGAUAUUGGGUAUGGCACGCGGAGCAUGAUGCCCCAUGAGGUACCCGCUAGCCUUCCACGUCGUGCCAGUGAUCCGGUGCGUCGUCCCACCCUGGACCCUCUCUCCUUUCCAAGGGUUCAGCGCUAUAACAGCAUGAAUAGCAUGAACCCCAUGAAUGUUCCAUCAGCUGAACGCCACCAGGCACUGGCUAUGCAGGGCUACACUCGCUCUGAUGGCAGCCUGCAACGCUACCCAUUCGCCCCCAGACCGCCUAGCAUUUCUGAGAAUGUAGCCAUGGAGAACAUGGCAGUAGAUGGGAUGAUGAUUGGGGGGGAGCAGAGUGGGGAGGAGGACAUGGUGCUUCCAGAUGAUGUGGUGCAUUACCUUAGGACCCAGAAUUCUGGCCCCUCAGGUCACAACUCGGGGCAAGUGGACUACCGUUCCAACAAUCAGACUCAGGGCUACCAGACAAGCAUGGCCCCACCAGCAUCGUUUUAUGCGCAGAGGAGGAUGGCCAUGGUGGAUGCCACCAUGACUGGUCAGGACAUGCAAUCCUGCCAGAUGGGUCCCGUUGGCUCCCAUCAGCAAUUCUCAGCACCAUCGAACAAUAUGAAGAAGAAUAACAUGCCGGUGCAGUGGAACGAGGUGAGCUCAGGGACUGUGGACGCCACAGCCAAGCUCUCCAAACAACAACAGCAUCCUGUGCGGGGGAACCUAGCUGUCGUUCAGCAGAGGCACAAUUUUGGUUCCUUCCAGGGACAAGGUCAGGGCCUAGGCAGCAACCAGCAGGUAUUGCCUAUGAGUCAGAAUAUGUCUAUGCAGGGGUAUGCGAACCACAACAGCCAGAGGCUGAUGAACAUCUCCCACCAGCAGCAGCAGCAGCAGCAGAGGCAAUGCAACAGUGUGAACUUUAGUGAGCAAAUGAGUCCCCAGCAAGGCUUUGGCCAAGAGGCAAUCCCCAAUUCGAUAUCUGGGAGCACUAGCGUGAGACCUACCCGGAACAAUAUGGCAGUUCCAGAACUGCAAAGUUGCAGAGCAAGGACACAGGCUGAUGGGUAUGCUCAUGUGAACCAAGUGGAUCAGCAGCAAAAUUACAGCGUUCAGCAGCAGCAGCAGCAGCAGCAGCACAAUAUCCAUAAUGGAGGCAGAGGAAUGUUACAACCCAGACCUCCCAUAGAGCCCAAGUCCCUUGCCAGACAACAAACAGGGUCUAGCAUGAUGCAACCGAGCCGAAUACCCAAGCCAUCUGAUUUCAGCCCCAGUCGUGGUACUGACACCUCAGAGGCGAGCCCAAAGAGGCCCAGUGGCUCAGCAGCCCACAACGGCAACUCUGAAAAUCCAGACUCUGCUGUGCUAUACACAGGUCAGAUUCACAUGUUUGAGCCUCCUUCUGUCAGCUUUGAUGCCCCCAUGUCCCCCAAUGCCAGCCAGGCUCCUGCCAGCAACACCACUGCUGCAGCCAACAUGGCCUCGCCAGGAGUCAACCACGUCUCCAGCAGUACGGUGGAUUCUUCCACCGGCAGAUCCGGCAGCACGGAGCAUGCCCAGAUCGACUUUGACACCAUGCUAGAUGACGGGGACCACUCCAGCCUGAUGUCAGGUACCCUGAGUCCCGGCCUUCUGCAGAGCCUCUCCCAGAAUUCCUCACGUCUCACUACCCCCCGCAACUCCGUCACCCUCGCAUCUGUACCGGCAGGGAUCGGCAACAUGGCCAUCGGCGACAUGAACUCCAUGCUCACAGCCUUGGCCGAAGAAAGCAAAUUCCUCAACAUGAUAAGCUGAGAGCAAUCAAAACACCUCAUCAUCCAUCCAGUCUGAACCAUUUCUACAUCAGGAAUAUAUGGACCACACAAAGCACUGAUUGAACAAUGCAAAACUGGCUGUUUCAUACAUUUCUUUCGUCAUUGUCCAUAGUAAUAUGCUUAUCUUGUAAUAUUUGCUUCAGAUUAUAAUAUGUUACAUUAAAAAAUAAUAGUAAGUAUAGCUAGGGUUAAGGACAAUUUCUAUCAUUAUUUGUUAAUAAGCCAUACAUUUUACCUACAAAUAUAUGAUAGCCCAGGGUAUAUAAAUGCACCUACAAACAAUUGCCAUUCAGUAUUUGCUGGUGUAAUAGCCCUUUUACAAAGUGGUGCACUGAAAACUGUUCACAUACAUGUGGUACCUUGCUGAGGACAUCAACAUUGAGCAUCGGAGUUACCAGGAAAUUGACAUGUAGAUAACAGAUCAUAUUUUCUCAUGAAGACUUUUAUGUGUAUAGAUUAUACUGUAUGGUACUUGCUAUAGAUUGUUGAUGUUUAAACUAGGGCUGUCAAAGGUAUAGUAACAUAUGGACACCUACUAUUAAUUCAUAAAGGAAUAAUGAAUACUUUUUUUUUUAAUGAAAUCAGUUACAAUUUUGUUUUUUGCUUUGUGCUAACCACGUGGAUUGCAACAAAAAAAAGAUAUUCUCACAAGGCUAAGCUGUAAUACUCUAUUCAUGGCUCAGAAGGACAUACUGUACAUGGCAAUGUAUGUCAUUUUUAGGCAGUUAAAUUAUCACAGAAUUACAGUUUGUUUAGCUUGUCACUUCACCGCCAAACAUGCACGUGCUUAAAGCACCGAGGUGACAGUAAGUGCCCAUAAACAAGCCAUGCAUGUGGAAAUUGUUUGCACUUAAUUCAACUAUCUUGCAGCAUAAAAAAUAAGCAAAGAAGUGACCUCAUAGGAACAUGUCUUGUGCACAACCUGUCUUUGUAUUGCUGAAAAUUUGGAAUAACAUUCUUCGUGAAAUUCAGUGUGCGAGCAGAAAUGUGUGACUGAUUGCAAUUCACAAAAUUAAGCAUUUGACGGCCCUAGUUUAAACACGUGGUUGUACAACAUUAUGAUCCACAGAGAUUAAGUGCUUUUUGAUCAUGGUCUGAGCUCUCGGGGAUGGCUCAGUGAAAUCAGAUUUCCUUCUUCGCCCUCUGGAUCAGAGGAAUUAACUCUCCAUGGUCCCAUCUCACAAGGGUAAAUGAUUGAAAAGGACAAGGAUAUGCCUCUGUGUUAGUCUAUCAGGGCACAUGAACCCCUGUGUCUGACGAGGAGCAUUCUCUAAAAGAAUAUACAAGUACCCCUGUGUGUUCUCAGUAGAGAUCUGAUCCUAAUUAACACAUUUAUACCAACCCCCCCUUCGCUGCACCACAUACUCCCCCUGGGCUCUGGAUGAACUGCAGAGAGUCCAGGAAGGGACACAGACUUUGAUAAUGAAAUCCUGUUUCGGACAGGAUCGGCAAACUAGCCCUGCAAAAUUCCUCAGUUUUAUUAUGUUUGCUGAAUUUCUAAGUAGCCUUUAAAAUGUUUGUGUGUAUGCUACCAUUCACUUUUACUAUGCUCAGUGUGCGUGUGUGUGUGUGUGUGUGUGUGUGUGUGUGUGGGUGUGUGUGUGUGUGUGCAUGAGUGUGUAUAUAGUUUUUGUACAUUUCAAAUAAACUAUCUCCUUUUUUUCUGUUUA